CGGAGGUGAAAGGGUGGGGCUUGUUUGGGGAACCGACAGACGUCAAAUCACGCAGCACGAAGCAGGCCUCGCGGAGCCGCAGAGGAGUGCACUGGCCAGAGGAGCUGAGGACCUGGCCAGCCUGGCCAGGACGCAGAGGAGGAUGCGGGUGGCGCACUGAGCAAGGCCUGGUGGCUGCAGCGGUACAGACCCAGCAUUGCCCAUGGAGCUGCAGGCCCCGGGCGCCCCUCCCCACGCCCACCGGCCAGGCUGUGAGAGGCCAGAGGCCUAGGCCACCGGGAGGGUGUCGGCAGACAGAUGCUCCCCGGGCUGUGGAGUCUCCUGAGUGGGCUGCCGGGCGGGGUGCCAAGGGAGGAGGAUGCCGGCCAAGGGGCGCUACUUCCUCAACGAGGGCGAGGAGGACCCGGACGAACACGCACUCUACGAGAAGUACCGCCUCACCAGCCAGCACGGGCCGCUGCUGCUCACGCUCCUGCUGGUGGCCAUCGCCGCCUGCGUUGCACUCAUCGUCAUCACCUUCAGCCAGGGGGACCCCUCCAGAAACCCGGCUGUCCUGGGGACAGUAUUCUUAAUGCUCGCCGUGUUUGUGGCUCUCUAUGUGCUGGUGUAUGUCGAGUGCCUCGUCCGGCGGUGGCUCAGGGCCUCAGCACUGCUCAUCUGGGCCUGCCUUGUGACGCUGGGCUACGUGCUGGUGUUUGACUCGUGGAGGAAGGCGGCCUGUGCGUGGCAGCAGGUGCCCUUCUUCCUGUUCGUUGUCUUCGUGGUGUACACACUGCUGCCCUUCAGCAUGCAGGGGGCCAUAAUGGUGGGGGUCAUCUCCAGCACCUCCCACCUCCUGGUGCUUGGCACUGUCAUGGAGAUCUUCACAAAGCCCAGCGUCAGCGUGGGGCUGCAGCUGCUGGCUGUUGCCGUUGUCUUCCUGUGCGUGAACCUCACGGGCGCCUUCCAUAAGCACCAGAUGCAGGACGCCUCCCGUGACCUCUUCACCUACACUGUGAAGUGCAUCCAGAUCAGGCGUAAGCUGCGCAUUGAGAAGCGCCAGCAGGAGAACUUGCUGCUGUCAGUGCUGCCGGCGCACAUCUCCAUGGGCAUGAAGCUGGCCAUCAUCGAGAAGCUCAAGGAGCGGGGGGACCGCCGCUGUGUGCCGGACAACAACUUCCACAGCCUCUACGUGAAGCGGCACCAGAACGUCAGCAUCCUCUACGCUGACAUCGUGGGCUUCACGCAGCUGGCCAGCGACUGUUCCCCUAAGGAGCUGGUGGUGGUGCUGAACGAGCUCUUCGGCAAGUUCGACCAGAUCGCCAAGGCCAAUGAGUGCAUGCGGAUCAAGAUCCUGGGCGACUGCUACUACUGCGUGUCGGGCCUGCCCGUGUCCCUGCCCACCCAUGCCCGGAACUGUGUGAAGAUGGGGCUCGACAUGUGCGAGGCCAUUAACCGGGUGCACAUCACAGAGGCGACGCUGAACCACCUGGACAAGGCGUACGAGGUGGAAGAUGGGCACGGGCAGCAGCGAGACCCCUACCUGAAAGAGAUGAACAUUCGCACCUACCUGGUCAUCGACCCCCGGAGCCAGCAGCCACCCCCGCCCAGCCAACACCUCCCCAAGCCCAAGGGGGAUGCGGCCCUGAAGAUGCGGGCGUCCGUGCGCAUGACCCGCUACCUCGAGUCCUGGGGGGCGGCACGGCCCUUCGCACACCUCAACCACCGCGAGAGCGUGAGCAGCAGCGAGCCUCCUGUCCCCAGCGGGCGGAGGCCCAAGGCCAUUCCCCUGCGGCGCCAUCGGACCCCUGACAGAAGUACAUCCCCCAAGGGGCGGUCUGAGGACGACUCCUACGAUGACGAGAUGCUCUCAGCCAUCGAAGGGCUCAGCUCCACCAGGCCCUGCUGCUCCACGUCCGACGACUUCCAUGCCUGCGGGUUCAUCUUCCAGGAGAAGGGCUCCGAGCGAGAGUACCGCCUGGCGCCCAUCCCCCGGGCCCGUCACUACUUUGCCUGUGCCAGUCUCGUCUUCGUCUGCAUCCUGCUCGUCCAUGUCCUGCUGAUGCCCAGGAUGGCAGCUCUGGGCGUGUCCUUCGGGCUGGUGGCCUGCGUGCUGGGGUUGGUGCUGGGCCUGUGCUUUGCUGACGAGAUCUUGAGGUGCUGCCCAGCCUGGGGGACACUCCGGGCCAUCUCUGAGAGGGUGGAGACGCAUCCCCUGCUGCGGCUGUCCCUGGCUGUGCUGACCAUCGGCAGCCUGCUCACCAUUGCCAUCGUCAACCUGCCGCUGACUCCGUUCCCAGCCAUGGAGCUGCCUGCUGGCAAUGAGACAAACCUGAGGUCUGUGAGCAGCAGGGAGAAGGCCCUGUGCGAGCUCCUCCUGUAUUACACCUGCAGCUGCAUCCUGGCCUUUGUGGCUUGCUCUGUUUUCCUGCGGAUGAGCCUGGAGCUGAAGGUCGUGCUUUUGACAGUGGCCUUGGUGGCCUACCUGGUGCUUCUCAACAUCGCCCCAUGCUGGCAGUGGGGCUGCUGUGGCCACAGCCUGGGCAACGUCACCAAGACCAACAGCACCCUCAGCUCCCCUUCCUGCUCGUGGAGGGACCUGCAGACGACGAUCAACUUCGCCCUGGUUCUGUUUUACGUCACCCUCGCCUUGCUGUCCCGACAGAUUGACUAUUACUGCCGCUUGGAUUGUUUGUGGAAGAAGAAGUUCAAGAAGGAGCACGAGGAGUUUGAAACCAUGGAGAACGUGAACCGCCUGCUUCUGGAGAAUGUGCUGCCAGCCCACGUGGCCGCCCACUUCAUUGGUGACAAGUUAAACGAGGACUGGUACCAUCAGUCGUACGACUGCGUCUGUGUCAUGUUUGCGUCCGUGCCAGACUUCAAAGUGUUCUACACUGAGUGUGACGUCAACAAGGAAGGCCUGGAGUGUCUGCGCCUGCUGAACGAGAUUGUCGCUGACUUUGACGAGCUCCUGCUAAAGCCCAAGUUCAGUGGUGUGGAGAAGAUCAAGACCAUCGGCAGCACGUACAUGGCAGCUGCAGGGCUCAGUGUCCCCUCAGGGCACGACAACCAGGACCUGGAGCGCCAGCAUGCCCACAUUGGCAUCAUGGUGGAGUUCAGCAUCGCCCUGAUGAGCAAGCUGGACGGCAUCAACAGGCACUCCUUCAACUCCUUCCGCCUCCGAGUCGGCAUAAACCACGGGCCUGUGAUUGCUGGAGUGAUCGGGGCGCGAAAACCUCAGUAUGACAUCUGGGGAAACACGGUUAACGUUGCCAGCCGAAUGGAGAGCACUGGGGAACUUGGGAAAAUCCAGGUUACCGAAGAGACAAGUGCCAUCCUCCAGGGACUAGGUUAUUCUUGUGAAUGCCGUGGACUGAUCAACGUCAAAGGCAAAGGCGAGCUGAGGACUUACUUUGUCUGUACAGACACUGCCAAGUUUCAAGGGCUGGGGCCCAACUGAAGGCUUUCGGUGGGUGCAGAACAUGCUGGAAGCCAACUUCCUUCCCUGAAGCAAGGCGAGGGGAAGACUCGGACCUACACCAGUCACAGAGGCAUUCCAAGGGUUUGGCCACCAGCACCCUGACAGCCGCGCACGGCUUCCUUGGACUGGCACUAGAGGAUUUCUUGGAAUGUGCGCCAGACCCCAGCUUGAGGCGACCACUGCGCCUUAUCAUGCACAGGCAGCGGACCCUCUGGGCUGUCGGAGUCUGCAACGCAGCCUGCAGCACAGCAGGAAAAGGCUUGUUUGUGAGUUUUAGAUCCUUAGUCCCCUAGGUGCUGUGGAGAAGCUCUGAGGGCCUGACUCGAACACACACCCCCUCAUGGCCUGGGAGCUACACCAGGGUACAAGACCGAGACAAGCUGUCCCGGAUGGGUCGGGGACUCCCUUCUCCCAGUGGGCCAACUACAGGAUUCUGCAUUUCUAUACAGGCAUUCUUGGAAAAAGAACUGAAAAGGGUGGUUUAAACCUAUAAAUGGUUUCCAACAGUAAGGAGAAAAACCACAAUGGACACGUGUUAUUUCUUGUCAUCUCUGGCAUGUGUUUGUUUUAAAUGGAUACAUUGUUAGGAGGUUUUAUCCUUUUUAGUGACUUCUUAGAUGCUAGACAAAAUAUCUUCCCUUCAGUGUAUUCUUUGCUUUUUUAACCACUGACACAUAAGUAGGACUGCUGUCCAGUGUGAGCUUAUGGGAUUAGCCCAGCUGUGGGGACGGAGUGCUGAGGAAUGUGGCUCGUGGCAAGAGGCGCGUAGCCUUGGCUUGGAAUCAUACAGCCCUGAUGCCAGCAUUCUGAGGCUAGGCUCAGAAAGUGAAGAGCCUAGGAAAGAAGGCACAGCCUCCGAGCCCCUCCCUGCCUGCCCAGGUGGUUUUGAGUGCUCCCCUGCAGUCUUCAGCUAUGUCUUAGUCUCGAUGUCGGAAAGGACUGGAGUCUGUGUAGAGAGAAUUUGGACAAGCUGUAGUACGUCUUCCCUUUUCUUUUGUCCUCAUAGCUAAGUCUGAAGCCCUUCAAAACUAGGAGCUACUCAGCAUACACACGUGUAACGGUUCCCGUCCCGGGAAGCCAGCCUGUCACAGGUGCUGUGUUCUGGUUCGGAACUGCACGGACGAAGGCAGGUGCACAGGGCCAGGUCUGGGAGAUGGUGUCUUACAGUGCUUCACCUCAGUCAGAGAGGGCAACCUGUUUCAAGGUGAGACAGACAGUGCCAUUCCUUCUGAACUGACUUCACUGCUUCAUGCCCAGAGCACCCCAGGAUUGCUGAGACAGCUGAUUUCACUAUCUGACAGGGCUUCUUAGCUAGACGUCAUCCGUGAACCCCUGAAAUUAUACUCAAAGUCUUGCAGACAGGAGACUUCAAAAGAUCAGACAGGGCUGAGACAGGUGACUAAGCAGCCAGGUCUGCCUGGGAUGGGGGGGUCCGGGACGAGGCGCCACCCUAGCUGCAGAGUAGUUGUGUGCAGCCAGGGGCGGGGAGGGGCUGACACUGAACCUGCUGUCUGCGGGGGCCGUGUCCUGCAGGGCUUAUGAGCCCGAGAAGGGGGCUGCUUCUAAUGUGCACAGGUGCUGGGUGGGCUGGUGGCAGCUUUGAGGCGCUGCGCGUAACUGGAGUAGGUAUGAGUAAAUUGUAAGAACCUGCUGUAUAAAGGAACUUCAUGUCAAAAAGCUGGCAAGGGAAACGUCCUCUCAGAAGCCGUGGGACCAGGGCGGCUCCGCGGGGCUCUCCUGGGAGCCAGAGGCUCUGCCGCUGGUCGCGCAUCAGCGUGCGGGGCCUCUCUGCGGGGCUGUGCGGCAGUCAAGCUCGCCAGCAGCAGAAAUCCCAAUUGGGAGUUUAAAAAACUGGUUACCACUCAAGUAUUUUUCUUUAUUUCCAAUUGAAGCACUGUGCUCAGAAAAGAAUACUCUGUAAGUUUUUCAUUUUGAUGUUCAGAUCAUGGUGUCUAACUGACCAUACAAAUCACUGCAGUUAUUUUUAUAAAUCUGUUCUCCGACUACCAAGCCAGUUCCUCAUUGGUGUCGUUUUGUUUUAUGAAAGGACACGUGCCUUUUCUAACACUGACCUUCUCUAUGGGCCGAGGACUUGCUCAAAGUCUCUAUGCAGGCAGCCUCACUGACUCUCGUGAAAAUCAGAAGUUUUCUGGUUCACUUAUUAGGAAACUUUCCUCACAGAAAAGAUCAUCAUUAACACCCUGUGUGCACUGUGUAUAUAACAGGCGAAUGUACAGAAAUAUGCUUUGAGAAGGUGCAUGCAAACACCUAGCGGUUAUUCUGUAUACUGAAUAUUUAUACAGCUGUAACGUUUGUUUCAAAAUGUAUUUCAUUUUUAUAAAGUGCCAGUGUUUCUACUUUGUUCAGAUUUUCAUACAUUAAAUGAGCAAUCUGGAAAACCUGA
Messenger RNA from Equus caballus (horse), 5864 nucleotides. RefSeq names its product adenylate cyclase 7 (gene ADCY7). The record is from RefSeq and is a predicted model, not a curated record. Gene Ontology annotation, biological process: adenylate cyclase-inhibiting G protein-coupled receptor signaling pathway; adenylate cyclase-activating G protein-coupled receptor signaling pathway; intracellular signal transduction. Lineage: Eukaryota; Metazoa; Chordata; Mammalia; Perissodactyla; Equidae. Gene Ontology annotation, molecular function: adenylate cyclase activity. Gene Ontology annotation, cellular component: plasma membrane.